AUGGCAUCUUCAAGUUCAGAACCCCGCCAAGUGAAUGUUUUAUUUGUCUGCCUGGGAAACAUUUGCCGGUCGCCCAUGGCUGAAGGAGUCUUCCGAAAUCUUGCCAAGUCCAACCCUGCAAUUGGUGAGAUCGACUCCGCCGGUACAGGCGCAUAUCACAGCAUGGAGCCGCCCGACUCCCGCACCAUGUCCACACUUCGCCGACACGGGAUCAAGAACUACUCCCACGCCGCCCGCAAGGUGACCAAAGAAGACUUCUUACAGUUCGAUUACUUGUUAGCAAUGGAUAAGUCUAAUCUACGGGAUCUGUUGGACGUUCGGGAGUCCGUGGUGGCGUCAGUGCAGCGCAAAUCCAACGCCAAGUCCAGCGCGAAGAAAACUCGGGCGGCAAUCGAGGUGGCAAUCGGUGAACAGGGUGCGCAUGCUCAGAUUGCGGAAGUCCGUAUGUUUGGAGACUUUGGAGCGGGAGGCAAGGUCCAUGAGCGCGUUGGAGGCGGCGAGGUCGUGCAGGAUCCAUACUAUGGCGGUGCCAAUGGGUUUGAGGAGGUAUAUGAGCAGGUUGUGCGCUUUUCACAAGGCUUCCUGGACCAUGUCGCUGGUUCAGAGGAGUGA
Messenger RNA from Penicillium malachiteum, 612 nucleotides. RefSeq names its product tyrosine protein phosphatase LTP1 (gene ltpA). The record is from RefSeq and is a predicted model, not a curated record. Gene Ontology annotation, molecular function: acid phosphatase activity; non-membrane spanning protein tyrosine phosphatase activity. NCBI's taxonomy places the organism in Eukaryota, Fungi, Ascomycota, Eurotiomycetes, Eurotiales, Aspergillaceae. The transcript is spliced from 2 exons. Bases 1 to 612 code for a protein of 203 amino acids. Gene Ontology annotation, biological process: protein dephosphorylation. Gene Ontology annotation, cellular component: cytoplasm.